CUAAGUCUAGCAGACCAUGCAUUUUACUGUAGGUUGUCAUUUUUGAUAGAGACAACAAUUCUUUGGUAGAGCAAAGCACUUGUUGGUGGCCUGUGAUGGAUCCUGAUGAUGAGGUCCUCUCUGAUGUACAUUUAUAUUGUAAAACAACUGCAAAUGGGACACAGGGAAAGUACAAACUUUUGAAGAGUAGAUUUCUUUUUAAAAUUCCCAAGAAGGCUGUUGAAGAUGUGAUACCAACGGAGAUCUUAAGCAGUGAACAAGUGCCCUUUGUUACUGGACUGGAUGAACACAAGUGUCCAGUUGUGUCCAGUUCUAGUGACAGUGAAGGGCUUGUCUUAGAUGAGGAUGGGGAUGUUGUUGUGUCCAGGCAUAAAGACAUAGAAGAAGAGCAAGAUGUCAUAUACAUAGAGCAUGCAAUGGCCACAAAACUGUCUGAUGUGGGAUUACAGGUAUGGAGAGGAGCUUUAUUGCUGUGUGAUUUCAUACUGUCCCAGAGGUCAGAGUUCAUUGACAAAGUUGUACUGGAGCUUGGGUCUGGGGCAGGUCUAGCCAGCAUACUGCUGAGCGCGGUGGCACAGACUGUAUAUGCAACAGAUACUGGUGAUGAAGUCUUAGCACUGUGUAAGAAGAAUUGUGAACUUAACAAAAAUAUAUCAUGUCACCAGAAUGCAAUCAAUGUCAGAGAACUGGACUGGUUUGAGGACAAUUUCUGUCAAGAUCCCAAGAAUCCAUUUCAUUGGUUAGCUGAAGACAUUUGCAGAUUGAAGAGGAAUAUAAUUCUAGUGGCGGCAGAUGUGAUCUAUGAUGAGGAUCUGACAGAAGCUUUCUUCAGGAGAGUGCACAGAAUAAUGAGUGUGCCACCCAGGAAGAAGCUGUAUAUUUCAUUAGAAAAAAGACUCAAUUUCACCCUGUCAGAUCUGGAUGUGGCUUGUCCUGCAUAUGAUCACUUUCAGCAGUGCCUCUCGGAGCUGACAGUGUUCAGAGAAGACAAUGGUGUGACGUACACAGUGGAACAAGUGCCCUCAACCUUUCCACAGUAUUUCAAAUAUGACAGGACAAAAUAUUUGGAACUAUGGCUAAUUACCUCCAGUUUUGAAAAAUGAAUGGAUUGCAAAAGAAACAAAGGUGGCAGCACAGGAACAAGUAAAUCAGGAUCACUGAUUGUGGUAGGAAGUUACUGUGGAGCCCAGACUUUGGGAGAAUUUCGGCAUCAGAAUCGUGGAAUUUCAAGAAAAACCUGUGGGUUGGUGGUAACCAUCAGGACACCACUGGUACAACGUAACUUCUCAGUGACCUGGAUAUAGCAGUAAAAUAGACUUAUCAUGCAAUUUAUCAAAGAAACCUGAAAAAAAAUGGACCAAAAAUCUUCAAGCAAGACUUGUAUACACAAAUAUAAACUGGUCACUAUUGUGGUUCAUUCA
Messenger RNA from Lingula anatina, 1421 nucleotides. Its product is annotated as methyltransferase-like protein 22. NCBI's taxonomy places the organism in Eukaryota, Metazoa, Brachiopoda, Lingulata, Lingulida, Lingulidae. Gene Ontology annotation, cellular component: nucleus. Gene Ontology annotation, biological process: protein methylation. The record is from RefSeq and is a predicted model, not a curated record. Gene Ontology annotation, molecular function: protein methyltransferase activity.